Molecule: messenger RNA, 2556 nt
Organism: Ceraceosorus guamensis
Lineage: Eukaryota; Fungi; Basidiomycota; Exobasidiomycetes; Ceraceosorales; Ceraceosoraceae
Product: DNA glycosylase
Exons: 5
Coding region: 157-2388 (743 amino acids)
Biological process (GO): base-excision repair; mismatch repair
Cellular component (GO): nucleus
Molecular function (GO): purine-specific mismatch base pair DNA N-glycosylase activity; adenine/guanine mispair binding; oxidized purine DNA binding
Source: RefSeq, a predicted model, not a curated record
GUCAACUUGGGGCGUUGUGCAGCCUUGAGUCUUGAUUGUUCGCCUCUCGAUGGGCGUCUCUUCGCAUACAUACAGCCAGCAAGCCCAAUUCAAGACGCUGUUGUAGCACAGACUAGCAUUCAAUUCACGAUUGGUGGAGUGGAGCUUUGAGACACUAUGCCUCCUGCUCGCCAAGCAGCCCAGAAAGCCCGCUCGCUUUUCGCAGCUCCUGCGGAUUCGCAAGAAGGAAGCGGUUGGACGAGCGAAGAGAAGGAUUCGAGUAGUUUCGCAUCGAGCAGCAGCCGCAGCAGCGUAUCGAUCCAGUCGCAGGCGAGCGAGAUGGUCAGCGAGGACAAGAAAUUCGAGAGAUUGAAGAAGAGGCGCAGAGUGGAUGCUGAUGUUGCGCACGCACCGCCUCGGAAGAGCAAUCGCGCUGAGCGUGCCACGAUGCAGGGACCCUGUUCGCGGGCGACCGAGCUGGCUAGGCAUCACACCACAUCCUAUCACACUGCUCUGUUGCUCUCGGAAGCCGCACUGUGCUCCACGAAAGAGAUCGCUCCACUAUCAGACGGUAUCGAAGACGACCGCAUGGCUAGCGCGAAGACGUUGGGAGCUCAGACGAGGCAAGCGCUACUGGAUUGGUACGAAGGAGUCAGCGCUGCGCGCAAGAUGCCUUGGAGAAGAACGUUUAUAGAUCCGACAUUGUAUGUGGGCAAAGAGUCGGAGCUGAGGGAACUACUGAAAAGGAGAUCUUAUGAGGUUCUGAUUUCUGAAAUCAUGCUGCAGCAGACCAGAGUGGAGACGGUCAUACCAUACUAUAAUCGAUGGCUGAGCAAGUGGCCAAGCCUCUCUGCGCUAGCUUCAGCCAGUUCUGAAGAAGUCUUGUCAAUGUGGAAAGGUCUAGGCUACUACUCUCGCGCCACUCGUCUUCAGAAAGCAGCUCAAUUGGUCCUUUCACACCCUACCUAUGAUGGUCUCUUGCCUUCUUCCAUGGAAGAGCUUUGCAAAGACGUGCCGGGUGUUGGACCUUAUACUGCCGGAGCGAUCUCUUGCAUCGUCUUUGGUCAACCUGCACCCAUGAUGGAUGGAAACGCUUACCGCGUCUAUUCUCGUCAGAUAGGAUUGUACGCCGACAUGAGCAGCAAAAAGGUGCUCAAUGUGUUGGAGAGGGAAGCGAGAGCAUGCGUAGAGGCUGUGGCAAAGAGGGACACGAACGGCAAGACUCUGCCUAGCAAGAGCUGCGGGGAUUGGGGUCAGGCUAUCAUGGAACUGGGGGCUACCAUUUGCACGCCCCUCAGGCCUGACUGUCAGAGAUGUCCGAUUCGUCCUACGUGCCGAGCUUACGCCGAGGGAAGCACACUGGCUGCUGGCACGCUUCGUCCAAACGACGAAACACACCGCACCGUUGAGCGUUUCCCACACUCGUCUCCCGCAGUGUCGGAGGAGACAGACAUCGAAGAUUUGUGCACCCUGUGCGACCCGAUUGACGAGGUAGCCCCCUCGCUGGGGAAGCGCCAGGGGGUCAUGAAAGCCUCGAGCGGCUCAGCGCAGGAGAAAGUCGCAACAAACAAGCUCCAGAGCAAGCUCAACUUUGGUCGAGCUAGAACCGUCUCGAAUUUGCAACAAAGCCAACAUGUCAAGCCGGAGGGCACAGGCUCAAAUACCGACGAUCAAAUUUCACAGCAGGCUUUGGACAUUGUUCGAGCUCACGUGCAGCGCUUUCCAAAAAAGGUGGUCAAGAAAGCGCCGAGGGAAGAGGCUUGUCUGGUGCUUGUGAUUCGAUCAAGCGAGGGGAAGCUUUUGAUCGAGCAGAGAGCAGAGAAGGGCCUCUUGGCCGGCUUGUGGCAGUUCCCAGCAUCAACCUUGCAAGGCGAAGCAAAGGACAAGAUUGAAUCUGGUGAAAUGCACAAGAGGACCACGCCCGACAAGAAGCAAACGGGCAAGCGUCGGGCGAUCGUGCACGCUCAGAGCACUCCCCUGACAGAGCGCCCGGGAAUCUCGUCCAGGCAGGCGAUGGAAGCCGAAGCUGAGAGGCUUGCAUCUGCCCUCCUUUCCGAGAGCCUCGACUUCAAGGUCGCACGCUUGAAAGCUCGCGGGAAAAUCACCCACCUCUUCUCGCACAUCAAGUUGCACAUGCACGUCUACGAGAUGACUCUUCCCACUUCUAUUUCGCAAUCUUCGUUGCAUGCAGCCGCGUCUCGGUGCACUCCAAAUGGGACUGCUCAGCGACAUGAACAUAGCAGGGAAAGCGCACCUUCGGUAUACAGUGCUGGACCGUUGCCCAAGAGGGCGUGGGUCUCCAUCGACGAAUUGUCGCACUGCAGCUUGUCUACGGGCAACGUCAGAUGCUGGGAGCUCUCGUCUUUUGCUCAAUCUGCUGGCGCGCCCGCCAAGCGGAUAAAAAGAUGAAUGAGGUAAGGCCGCUCGGAGUGCAGCUUGCGCACUUGCCAAGCGUCCUCUUCUCAUAGAGGUGCCUUCUAACUCGUCACAAUGCUCCAUCAUCCUGCAAACCUGGCCACGCCACGCAGCACCAUCACGAUGCGCCAAAUGUAUUAUGACAAUAUCUCAUUGACGUCG